UUCGUACUUACCCGAUAAAAACACAAUUCUAUAAUUAUCAUAGAGACAACAACAAAUCUAGUUAUUAAAAAGGAGCCUAAAAGUAUUUUGAUCCGUGCAUUAAUUAUUGGGAGUUCAUUAGUUCAUUAUAGAGGGUCAGUCAGUCACAUUUAAACGCCCGAUGGAAACGCGUGCGUGUUACUGUCGCUUAUUUUCAGUUAAAAAAAAACUUUAGGAAAAAACCUUAAAAAUGCAGUGCCUCUCGUGACUCUAAGUGUUGAUAAUGUUAUAAAAUAUGCAACUUAGCUUAUAAAUAAAGGCUUUAAAAUAACAGUAAUAAAGCGCACCCUGCCUACAAUAACAAAGAUAAGUGUUCAUAAAUUUUGUAAUAAACUGUGUAUUUACAUUGUCUUUGAUAAACGAACAGGAAAGAGGUAAUGAGUGCGUUGUGUAGAUAUUUCUCAAGAAAGUGUGUGUGAUAUUCUGUGACUGAAACUUGGAACGUAACAGUGUAAAUAAAAGUGCAAUAAAAUUAAAAAGUGUUUUUUAAAGUGCAAAACUAACAAAAAAUGACGAACGGAAACGGAAGCAGCCCCUCCCGCGCCAAAGUGAUUACGUCACAGGUGUACGCAUGUCUCGCCCUGAACUUUCUGCUGGUCGGGCUGGGCAUGUCCAUAAACUUCGUGACAAUGGUGCUGCCAGCAGUAAUGGACGCGCCAAAGGGGCUCUCCAUCACCAUGGAGCAGGCUUCGUGGUUUGGUUCCAUAGCGUUCCUCUGCCAACCUCUGGGCAGCAUAUUCUCCGGGCCUCUUAUGGACUACUUCGGGCGAAAGAAGUCUUUAUUCCUGGUGAACAUACCGCAUGUUAUAGCGUGGCUGCUGAUAUACUAUGCUUGGGACGUUCCAUCGUUGUUCAUUGGAAACGCGUUGCUCGGCAUCGGCACUGGGAUUAUGGAAGCACCUGCGAUCACAUACGUGGGUGAAGUGAGUGAACCGUCGGUUCGUGGCUUCUUGACGACACUCACGAACGGAUUUACAUCUACUGGGAUGUUCAUGGCAUACCUCCUUGGAUCAGUGCUGCCAUGGAGGUAUGCUGCUUUGGCCGCUCUAAGUAUACCCGUCAUCACUAUGGUCCUCGUCUUAUUUGUACCGGAAACCCCAGUAUGGCUGCUCUCCAAAGGGCGACAAAAAGAGGCUCUGCGGUCCCUCUGCCGACUUCGAGGUUGGGCUAAACCCGAAGAAGUAAAAGAGGAAUUCGACCAACUUGUUACCUAUAAUGAUAUAAUCCAGCAAUGCGUAAUUUGCGCCAAAGAAGGCAAAUCUGAUAUACGACCAUGCGAACACGACAGAACAAAUUUAUUAAGAAAAUCAGUUAUGAAGUUCAAACAUGUGUUUCUGGUCAAGGAGACUUUAAGGCCUUUCAUCUUAGUAAUGGCAUACUUCUUCUUCCACGCAAUGAGCGGAUUUUUACCAAUUAGACCAAACAUGGUUAACCUUUGUGGCGCUCUAGGAAUGAAAUAUGAUUCGAAGGCUAUUGUGCGCAAACUCAUCUUGGGAGCACUAUUCGCUACCAGCUGCUGCACUCUUGGCCUAAGUAUUUAUGCCGGGACGAAUCUACCACUGUCAGUAUUCUCCUACGAAGUCAACACCUUCCCUGAAGCGAAGAGCUUCACGCCAGUCCUGCUGUUUAUGUUGCUCGUCUGCUUCAAUAGCUUGGGAAUACCCUGGGUGGUACUGAGUCGCGGUGUCGCAACUGGCCUUGCUGCCGCUUUGAGUUACGUGAUCUUCUUCCUAUCUUCAAAAACCAACUACAACCUCGAGGCUAGUAUGCACCUUAGUGGUACAUUCGCCUUGUAUUCCGCCUUCGGUCUCGUUGGCACAAUAUACCUCUACUUCUUCAUGCCAGAAACCGAAUCUAAGUCAUUAGAAGAAAUAGAAGCCUUUUACAAAGGCGGGAGGAAGAUAUUCGCUGACGACUUCCUCAUAAAUUCCUUUAGAAAGAAACUCGGUACUAGUAAUGAACGUGCGAAUUUAUACUAGUCAAAUGUUACUUAAAUUUUUACAAUCGAGUAUUCAAACUUUUCCACAAAUUAAGAUAGUUACUAGUUCUAGUAUUAAGAUGACAUAAAAGUUGUCGAAUUUACGAGGAAACUUAUUGUUAAUAUAAUUUCUAGUUUUCCAGCGAAGAACACAAUAAAUAACAAAAAUUAAAUGAAUUCCAUUUAAAAUCCGUCCGUGUCGUAUAACCAGAGUCAAAAAUAACGCCUAUUUAACCACAUACAUAAAUUCUUACCGAAAAAAUAUAGAAUUAUCAGCAAGCAUUUAUUUCAAAUGUGAUACAUAAUUAAAUAAUAUAGUAUUUUGAAAACAAAAAAACAAAAAUAUUAUAAUGAAAUUAUUGUGAUAUCUGAUUGUAUUGUAAAAGUUAUGCAUCGAAUAUUUUGUUAAUGUUGUCAAAAUAUCAGUUGUUUCCUUACCACUGAUAUUUUACCAAUAAUAAAAUGUGCCUAUUCAAGUAGAUACUUUUAAAAUUAUUAACGUAAUGUAAAAAUGAAGAAUAAUUAUAGAAAUUAAUUUUUAUAUAGUGAAGAUAUUAUUGUUGUUAGCUGUUUAAAAAAUGAUAUCGAAUUACUACCUGCAAUUUUGACAUUUUGUAAAUGAAUUAUUUUAUAAAAGUAACAUUUAUCCUCGUGGUUGGCCACUAGGUCGGCUAGCAAAUUUUGCUUUGAUGGAUUUGUCUUGGUGUUUUUCUAUUUUAAAUUUAAUGAUUGUUACUUUUAUGAAAUUGCGUAAUUUAAAACAUUUUGAUAUAAAUCAUACAGACGUUUUCAUGUAUGUUUGAACAUAUUCAUGUAAAUUGAUUUUUUUAAAAUAUCAAGUUAAUUUAUAUUAAAUUGCUGUGUAAGUUCUACCUCGUUUGUACAAAGUAGAAGUAUACCUACCGUCGUAUUUGUAAAAAAGUAAAAGACAUUACUUCUGCUUAAGUAAUGAUUUGAGCUAAAUUUUUCCUUCAAUUUAAGAAAUUGAUCAACAAUUAGAAUAACUUACCAAGUAAUAGUCGCCAUUAUAGUCGCUAAAUAACUAUUUGUAUUAUUGAUAAUUAAUAAAUAAUGACUUAGUUACUUAGCAAUGAAGUAAUUACUUGUACUUGUUUAUAAAUUCGCGCGUAGAAUUAAAGUUUUAGAUCAUAAACGUUACUAUUAAGAGGUAAUUAAAUAAAUUGUUUUAUUGUUACAAAGAAUUUUACUCAACAAAUCCUAUACCAAUUCAAACUACAGUUAUAUUAGAUUCUUUACAGAAUCCUAAAGAAAUCUCUUGUUUCGCAAAUAGCAGUGGUUUGCCAGGUAAAAGAUCUAAAACAUCCCUUAUUAUUAUUACAUUUUGAAUUAUCUUGAUUUAUAUUAUUGUGUUUUAACUGUUCUUCUGUGUUUCGGUUACUUUAACAUUUGAUAAUUUAUGAAUCCUUUGAGUUGAUUCCGUAAAUUCGACUGAUUGCUGUUGUUGUCAUAUGUUUCCAGAAUAAAGUCUACAAAAAACCACAUAUAUUGUAAUUGAAAUUUCAAAAUAAUAAUUUUCAUAAAUGAAAGGUAAAUUAAAACUUACAGUUACUGGUGUGAAUCUCUUUAUUUCAAUAUUUAAUAUUUUUUUUACGGGUUCUAGGUACAGUCGUCUCCCAUGUGACGGGUCUCUGACAGUUAUCUGUUUUACAGAAAGUUGGAUACCACCAAGUUGUCUUUUUCAGAGUCAGGGGUUCCUCGUGGUAUGUUAAACCUACCCGAGAAGUCAUGUCAUCAGACUCCACAUCUGACGUCACAACUGUAGUAAUUGUGCUGCUAUCUAAAGUAACAGGAUAAGUAGAUGUUGUAGGAGCUUUUGUGGUUCUGCUAAUUGGGGAUUCAGUACUAGGAGUAACAUCAAUAUGUAUAAUUUUAGAGUCAUCCUUACUAUAAUCAAAUAUUAUAGUGGUUUCUUCAACGACAGUUGUUAAGUUCUGUAUUUUUAUAUGUUCAUAUACUGUACCUUGCAAAAUUACAACAAGUGGUGUUGUUUCUUUCGUGGUUUCCCACUUUUUGGGUCUAUCACAGCAUUUAUCCGUUUCAUUGGAGUGACUCGGCUCUGUAAUACAAUUUGCUUUUGUUGUCUCAUUCACAUAGGGAGUUAAAAGACCAGAGGUCAUGGAAACUUCGUUUUUGAUAAAAUUUGAAUUGACAUAGUUUACAUCGUUGUCGAGUUUUGUUGUCUCUUGAAUUGUUGUAAGUGUGGGGACAAAUAAUGUAACGUUUUCCAUAAACGUUUUAACAUUAAAUGGAUCUGUUUUUGCUGUCGUCUCUUGUACCAUUGUAGGUGUGAAGUCAGAUAAAGUAACGUUUUUCAUAAAUACUGUGGCAUUAAAUGGAUCCAUUUUUGUAGAAAUCGAUACUGGGGUACUACUGAAUGAAUCAGUUAACACCGAAGAUACUUUUGUUGUAAUAGGAUCAGUUUCUGUAUAAUUUGGAAAUGUAUUCAAAUUAUUAUCUUGGUCCAUAUAAACUAUCGAUGUAUCAACAUCAGUAGUUGUUUCCCAUGUCUGGGGCCGAUCACAACAUAAAGUACUCGUAAAAGUUAUAUUCUCGUAAUUUGCGACUACAGAAUUAAUGUCAAUAACGGGGAGUCGACUAGUUAUCGUUGUAUCGUUGUCAUAGGUUAUGGUAAUUUCAUCGCCCAUCUCCUGAGAGUAUUCUAUUGGUUUAGUACUAUUUGUGGGGGAAGUCGUACUCAUAGUAGUAGUUUUAACAUUAUUACUAGUUGUCAGUGGGAAAGGAGCAUCACUGGUUGUAGUAAAGGAAACGGUGUUAGGAAGUGUGGUAGUUUCGACGGCAGCUGUAGUUGUAACUGUCAAUUAAAACAAAUAGGUUACUGAUUCCAUAUGGCUACUUUACAUUAUGCCAGCAUUCGAGUCCAAAAUCCAGUCGAUCAAAUUGGCAUUCUUUCAUUCACUCUUUCGUUCACCCAUUCCAGUAUUUUUACAAAAAAGAUAUUCUAGCCUAGUCCACUAGAAUAGUUUUCUAUUGUUUUAUCCAGUAGCUAUCGCCACUGUCAAUUGUUUACACAAUACUCUACUGGAAUAUUAAUGGAAUGCAAUGAACGACAAUCUAGUAUCUAUCCAGUACACUGCAAGCGUGUGUGUGGUUUCCGCAUAGGUUUGUUCGUGUUGGGAUUACACUCGAUUUUGUU
Messenger RNA from Chilo suppressalis (striped riceborer), 5192 nucleotides. The record is from the annotation of a GenBank genome assembly. NCBI's taxonomy places the organism in Eukaryota, Metazoa, Arthropoda, Insecta, Lepidoptera, Crambidae.